Messenger RNA from Medicago truncatula (barrel medic), 1290 nucleotides. RefSeq names its product homeobox-leucine zipper protein HDG8. The transcript is spliced from 7 exons. Gene Ontology annotation, molecular function: DNA binding. Lineage: Eukaryota; Viridiplantae; Streptophyta; Magnoliopsida; Fabales; Fabaceae. The coding region runs from base 1 to 1290 and encodes 429 amino acids. The record is from RefSeq and is a predicted model, not a curated record.
AUGGACUUAUCUUUGGGAUUAGCGCCAACAAAGAAUAAGAGCUCAAACGAAGAACAAGGAGCCUUCCCUCGUCACUCUCCUGCUCAAAGAUUGAGACUCGAAGAAAUAUUUCAAACGAUCAAAUAUCCAACUAAUAAGCAAAAAAGUGAAAUAGCCGAAGAGCUUGGUCUUCAGCCAAAACAAGUGAACUGGUGGUUUACAUACAAAAGAGGUCUGGUUAAGAAUGCUACUCAAAAGGAAGUUAACGCUGCUUUUCGAGCUGAAAUUCAAAUGCUUUUGGAAGAGAAAAGGGAAAUGGAGAGACAAAAUAGAGUAUCUUGCCAAGCAUGCCGUGAUUCACGUUUGAAACAACUUCGGCUUGAAAAUGAACUUCUGAAAGAAAAGGUUUCUUGGAUUGAGCAUGUGGAGGUGGAUUUGAAGAUUCAAACACAUAGUAUGUAUAGAGAUAUUGUCAACAAUGCUAUUGCAUUUGGAGCCGAAAGAUGGCUUAUGGAACUUCGAAGAAUUGGUGAAAGAUGUGGUAGUGCAGCACUUGAAUACAUGCAUUUUUAUGACAAUGGAGUGAUUACUUUACCAGAAGGAAGGAGAUGUGUAAUGAAACUUGCACAUCAGGUGCUUAAGGAGUUCAGUAAAAAUUUAACAAUGUCAAGCAAAUCAGAUUUACCACAAUACAUUGCUGAUACCGAUGAUAGCGGGGUUAGGUUUUCGAUUCCAAAAAAUAGAAACUUAUUUCUGUCAAAUGAUCCAUUCAUUGUUAUUGUUGCUAGCUCCGUUUCCUUACCUCUCCCAUCUCAUACUGUUUUCGACUUCUUAAGAGAUCCUGCAAGACGUUUUGAGUGGGAUAAGUUUUGUGACGGAAAUCCAUGGCAUGAAAUUGCACACAUCUCUACUGGAACUCAUCCCAACCACUAUGUAUCAAUUAUUCAGCCUCUAGUUUCACCUCCCAAAGAUGGUGUGAAGAUUAUUCAAGAAUGUUUCAUAGACCCUUUGGGAUCCUAUGUUGUUUAUUCUCCUCUAAACACACAAGAGUUGAAUAUGGCAAUAAAUGGCCAUGAUUUAUCAAAUGUGUCACUUAUAAUUCCAUCAGGCUUUCUCAUCUCUGAAGAUAGUAAAUCUCUUUCAAAAGAUAGUAAAUCAAGAGGUUCAUUGCUGACAGUGGCUUUUCAAAUGCACAUGCCUGCUCCUCUUAUUACAAAUUUUGAAUCUGCAGCUGAUGCUUCAAAUGCACUCAUGACAACAGUAGUUCAAAGCAUAAAACAUGCUCUACUAAGUGGUUCUGAAUUGAAGUGA